Molecule: messenger RNA, 1979 nt
Organism: Xenopus tropicalis (tropical clawed frog)
Lineage: Eukaryota; Metazoa; Chordata; Amphibia; Anura; Pipidae
Gene: barhl1
Product: BarH like homeobox 1
Exons: 3
Coding region: 523-1506 (327 amino acids)
Biological process (GO): regulation of transcription by RNA polymerase II; regulation of DNA-templated transcription
Cellular component (GO): nucleus
Molecular function (GO): DNA binding; DNA-binding transcription factor activity, RNA polymerase II-specific
Source: RefSeq, a predicted model, not a curated record
CAAAGUGACACAAGUUGUACUGAGGCAGAAGGGGUGACAGUUAGCGGAGCUGCCGCCUCCCCCUCCCCGACCGGCUGCCUCUCAAGCGGGACUCAGGCUAGGGAGCCCCCCGGCUGCACAUAUCCCUGGGACUGGGGCCCUCACUCACUCUCACCGCUCUCCCAGGUGCUGAAAUCGCCUUAUGGGUCGGCGUGUGAGUCCCAGGCCGCUGGACUGAGCGUUUCCUCACAAUCGCACAAUCGCCGCCGCAUCGAUUUUACCAUCAUCGGACUCUUUACAGGCGCUGAUACCACUUUAGCGAUUUCUCCAUGUGCUUUUGCCCUGAGGGGCCCCCAGCCGACCGCUUCCGAUCGCCCCAAACAAGCGAUUCUGCCAGCGGGAAAGUUUGGGUAUUUCCAUUGAUGGGGACCCCCCAUCCGUAAGGGACCCCCCCCCCCCCCAGCUCCUCCGACUUUUGUGUUCUGGUUCCUUCUCGGGUCCGGGGUCGGGGAAUCAAUGUUACUGUGAGAGUCGGACGAGGCCAUGGAAGGGGCUAACGGAUUUGGGAUUGACACCAUUCUGUCGCACAGAGCUGGUAGCCCAGGGCUAGCUCAGGGGGACACACUGAUGGGGGAGAGUCGCUCCCCCCUGGAACUCAGUCCCAGCUCGGAAGUCAGCAGCGUCUGCUCUUCUCCUCCCUCCCCGGACAGGGACUGCUUAGACGGGGUCGCCGGCAGGCAAGGGGUCGCCCUAGCCAUGGAAUCGCACCUCCAGCCCGGAGUCCAACUCUCUGCCCCCUCUCAGUCCAGAACUGUCACCUCUUCCUUCCUGAUCAGGGACAUUCUAGCGGACUGCAAGCCCCUGGCCACUUGUGCGCCUUAUUCCAGCAACGGGCAACCGACCCACGACUUGGCCCACUGCUUGGCCAGCAAAGCCGCCGACGACUUCAGGGACAAACUGGACAAGAGCAGCAGCUCCACCUCCUCGGAAUCCGAAUACAAAGGUAAAGUGAAAGAAGAAGGGGACCGGGAGAUCUCCAGUUCCAGGGAUAGCCCCCCGGUGAGGCUGAAGAAGCCCCGGAAAGCCCGCACCGCAUUCACCGACCACCAAUUGGCGCAGCUGGAGAGAAGCUUCGAGCGACAGAAGUACCUGAGUGUGCAGGACAGGAUGGAGCUGGCGGCCUCCCUCAACCUCACCGACACACAAGUCAAGACCUGGUACCAGAACCGAAGAACAAAGUGGAAGAGACAGACGGCCGUUGGACUGGAGCUGCUGGCCGAGGCGGGUAAUUACUCCGCCCUCCAGCGGAUGUUUCCCUCCCCGUAUUUCUACCCCCAAAGCCUUGUGUCCAAUCUGGAUCCAGGCGCUGCCUUGUAUCUCUAUCGAGGACCCACCGCGCCGCCCCCAGCGUUACAGAGACCUCUGGUCCCCAGGAUUCUCAUUCAUGGACUUCAAGGGGGAAGCGAACCCCCACCGGCACUGCCCCCCCUGACAGGAGUCCUACCCAGGGCAGCACAGCCACGGUGAACCCCACUAAUGUGCCCACCACAGGGUUUGCAGGUGCCAACAGGACGGACUGGAGCCCAGCACUGACGCAGGGGGACCUGAGCGGCACGACGGACUGCGGGAAAGACCAGCCUGACAGUCUCUGUUUUAAAGUGACCUUCUAUCCUCUAGCGGAGACCCAUGGGCAACCUCCGGGGAGAAGAUUCUACGUCUCCAAACCUACUGCUUAUUUCUCACAAACUGGAAACAGACAUUUGGAUUGGACGGGAUCAUGGGCAUUAAUUAGUACCAUCCCUGGGUGCUGCGGCUACACGGAACUGUUUGGGUUUAAUCACUUCAAGCCUCCCAUGGGGGUCCAACCUUAACUCAUAGCAAGGUUACAAAUAUUUAUUUAUGGGAUUCAGUCCUACAUCCAAUACGGUUACAGAUAUAUAGAAACAUUGGGGUAACAGUCACCCCGCUAUAGUUCCAGGGAUACCCGGGGCACAAAUAAG